AUGUUUAGGGAUGGUCUAUCGAUCAGCGACAUCGGGCUUAAUGUCUGCUUAGUGAACCUUCAUUUAGGCUUUUCAGUGAGAAAAUUGACGAGAUUCGGGCAGUGCCUUGAUUCCAGAUUGCACGGAUUCAAGGGGGGCAAGUCCAAGUGGCCGCUUCACGUGGAUUUGGCGUCUUCGACUACCGGAAAGAGUCAGAUUCUUCAUAUGGCUUUUAUUCCGCUCAACAGAGCUCAGAAUGAAGAAAAGAGCAACGCGGUCCGGUCAACGAUAAGUCCAUGCAGUCCUCCCGGACUCGUAGGAAAGUCCCUAGGGCAAAGAGCUAGACCAACGCAGAAAACCCGAUGA
Striga asiatica is the source of this 345-nucleotide messenger RNA. The record is from the annotation of a GenBank genome assembly. NCBI's taxonomy places the organism in Eukaryota, Viridiplantae, Streptophyta, Magnoliopsida, Lamiales, Orobanchaceae.